Enterobius vermicularis (human pinworm) is the source of this 969-nucleotide messenger RNA. Lineage: Eukaryota; Metazoa; Nematoda; Chromadorea; Rhabditida; Oxyuridae. The record is from the annotation of a GenBank genome assembly.
AUGCUUCCAAAUCAAACUUUAUACCUUACUGGAAUCGGUGUUUGCAUAAUAGUUGUGCUGUAUUUCAAAAGAAAACUUUCACCAUCUAUUUUGUCGUUUGUGAAUACUCCACUAAAGCUUUCUCAAAAAAAGCCAAUAAUUUUGACCUGGACUAGGUUUUUUCGUGAUGAUUUAGCCGUUGUAACGAGAGACUCUGAAUGCCUGCAUGAAUGCUUCAUUACUGAAGACAGAAGCUACUUAAGAGUUGCUGAUGCAGUUGUUUUUCAUCUUUUUAAUAUGCGCCGAUCUGAUUUACCUUUAUUUCGUCUACCAAGGCAGUAUUAUAUAUUUCUCACUUUUGAGUCGCCUGAACACAGAAUCAGAACAUUGGUGAAAAAAUAUAAAAGAACAAAAAAUGAUCAGGAUUACCAAAUUCCAGAUAAUUUUUUUAACCUGACAGUUACAUACAGGGCAGAUUCAGAUAUAUAUGCUCCGUAUGGUCACUUUUUGAGAAUUGAGGACAAUAGGCAAAGAAGUAUUGGCGUGCAAUAUGAUGUCAAGAGCAUUUUUGAACGACCAAAUCUUGUGCUGCAGUUAGUGUCCAACUGUAGAACGCCAUCUCGUCGAGAAAAUUACGUUGAUCAACUAAAGCAGUACAUAAAUAUUACUCAACUUGGCAAAUGUUUUGGUAGAGAAUGUUCACCGGAGUGUGAAACUAGUGCCAUUAGUAUGCUUUUAAUGCAAAACUGUUGUAAUGAUCGUAAAAGAAAGUUUUGCUUAUUUCACCAUCCAAGAUUUGAAGCAAUGAGCGGCGAUUUCAUUAAAGUUCCACAUAGUAAACACAAAUUUUACUUAUCUUUUGAAAAUAGUGUCUGUCAAGACUACAUUACGGAAAAAAUAUUUGAUCGGCUAGGAUAUAUGUUGCCAGUACUUCGAGUGGACAAAGCAUUGGAAAUUAGGGCGAACAAAUCACGCAUGUCUUCUGUGUAA